AUGGUUCGCUACUACAAUCCCCAUGAAUCUGCGAUCAUCUCCUUAUUCCGAUGGAAAUUCACUCUCACGUCAUCGGUUUUUCAAAUGGGUGAAUUCUGGCUGUACAUGACCAUCGCCCUGGUCGUGAUGAUUCUCAUGGAUCUGAAUUUCGUUGACUUUCCCACAGGGGUGGUCAACCUGGACGUUUGGAAAUUGCUGAGCCCGCAGCUGUCUGUGACGAUCUUUGCAGUCGUGUUUUACAACAACCAAUGCUAUGGCCGCUAUAUGAGCCUCUAUAGCACCUGCGUGGACAUUGAUGUCAAUGAGAAGAACUUGGUGUCUGAACUCUUAGUUGAUUUUGGACAUGAUCCAGAUCUUCGUGGCAACGUCCGGCAGGCCUGCAAGUACAGUCUUGCUGCAAUCUUCUACUUCUACCUUAGUAUGGAGGAUCAAUCUCCGGGAAUGCGGACCAGCUGGCAGAUCAUCAGGGACAAAGGUCUUCUGACCGAGGCGGAGAUCCGGCGCGUCAGCGACUUCCCCGGCACCGUGUUCAUGCUGCUGCUACACUGGGCGAGCAUCGCAAUUAAAGAUAACAUCAAGAAGCUUCGCGGGAAGCAGGGGCAGUACACCCCACCGGAGCUGGCAGCGAUGAGUUCACGGCUCUUCGUCUUGGUGGACCGCAUUGGCGUCUCGUGCCUCACCGUGAGGAGCAUUCAGAACAUGCCGGUGCCCUUUGUUGAACAUUUUGAUUUCCCUGACGGUCUUGGCCACAGGAAUUGGCAGCCUCAUUCUGGUGGAACAGCAUGA
Cladocopium goreaui is the source of this 786-nucleotide messenger RNA. Lineage: Eukaryota; Dinophyceae; Suessiales; Symbiodiniaceae. The record is from the annotation of a GenBank genome assembly.